AUGCACAUUCUCUCCGAGCCCGAUGUGGCCCAAAUUUUCCGUGGGUUGACCCAAGCUCAGUGCCAUGAGUUCCUUGACGUUCUAGGUAAAGGCCUAGUCACGAUCUCAACAGAAUCAAAGUCGAGCUUUCCUGAAUCCGAGAAACAGAUUCAUCAACCUCUCCGUACUGUUUUUGCCACCAAGGCAGACAACACAUGUAUCUUCAUGCCAGUUUCGGAUACCACGAGUACGGGCAUCAAGAUCGUGACGGUUGCUAGAGAUGGCAUCCAGGGCGUCAUUAAUGUCUUCUGUCCAGAUGGCCGCCUACAGGGUCUCCUGGCUGCCGCCGAAGUCACGGCGUUCCGGACAGCGUUGGCCUCGAUGAGUCUGUUUGUGCUGUGUCCUAUGCUCAAGAAGGAGAACAUCCUUGUUUUUGGAUCGGGACGUCAGGCGGAGUGGCAUGCCCGACUAGCCUUGCUGCUAUACCCAGACCAGAUCCGCCGAGUCACCUUCAUUAAUCGCGGGCGGGCGCGGUUGGAGGAGAUGGAGCAGGGUGUUUUUAGCGAUCUGCGCCAGCGAUAUCCCAGCUUGUCAGUGACUUCACUAGCUAAAGAAGGCACUGCAGACUACGAUGAAAGACUGCUCCAGGAGCUGCAAAGUUGCGAUGUGAUCUUCAGCUGCACUCCCUCCGUGGAGCCCAAUUUCUCGUAUUCCGCACUACAGUCCGCGCCUAAGCAGCGCUUUAUUUCGCUCAUUGGCUCGUACAAGCCUCAUAUGCAUGAGAUUGAUACAGAGACGCUUCUGUCGGGCGGUGGCAAGAUCUAUGUUGACUCGAAGUCCGCGUGUCUUGAGGAGUCGGGCGAGCUCAUCACGGCAAAGAUCGCGGAAGACCAACUGCUUGAAAUGGGCGAUCUUUUGGCGACUCUGGGGUCGUCGAGGGCAAUUGAUGUCCCGACUGGCGCCAACGUCAUUUACAAGUGCGUGGGCAUGGGCUUGAUGGACCUUGUGGUGGGGAAGAAGGUGUUGGAACUUGGAAAUCGGAGAGAACUGGGUACUCACGUCGAUGGAUUUUAA
Penicillium macrosclerotiorum is the source of this 1053-nucleotide messenger RNA. Its product is annotated as putative proline utilization protein PrnX. NCBI's taxonomy places the organism in Eukaryota, Fungi, Ascomycota, Eurotiomycetes, Eurotiales, Aspergillaceae. Gene Ontology annotation, cellular component: cytoplasm. The coding region runs from base 1 to 1053 and encodes 350 amino acids. The transcript has a single exon. The record is from RefSeq and is a predicted model, not a curated record.